AUGGAUGAUAACUUAGAAACCCGUAUUCAAAUAGAAGAAGAUGCUGAAUCAGCAAUCAAUUUUAAUCCACAUAAUGGCAAAUCACAACAAUUAAAACACGAAUAUAUGAUAUCACAAAAUAAUAUUGAUUAUGAUGAGAAAUUGAAAUUGAAUAUGGGAGAAUAUUUUACUUAUAGAUACUUUACUGUUUCUGAUAAUAAACUUGUUUCUGUACCAAUUUAUAAGGAAAAAAAAAUCGGAAUUUUCGAUUUUAAAACCAAAAACCGGCAUAAAUUAAGUCUCCCUGGAUCAGAAUUUAAUGUUGGAUGCCUAGCAUUUGUGGAAGGAGGUGAUUUUAUUAUGGUCAAUUAUUAUGAUAAGUCGCCACGUAAGGCAUAUGUUUUUACUCAAAAAAAAAAUAGCACAGAAUUGACUCACAAAUUAACAAUGAAAUUGGAAUUUAUUGAUGAAGUUUUCAUAAUACCUAGAGGAAAGUUAUUUAUGUAUAAUAGUGAUAUAGGUUAUAUUACAAAAUGGGAUAUCAAAACUUUAAAAUUUGAGUCAUACUUUUUAUUCAAAUCUUAUUAUGAUGUUAAAGAUAUAAAAUUAAGCGAUGAUGGAUUAUUAUUAUUUGUAUACGGAACAAAAGUCACAGUAGUUGAUGAUUUAGAGGAUUCUAAGUUAUUGACAGAUGAUUCUUACUCAACCAUAUCUAUUUAUUUGGCUACAAAUGAAAUGAAGUUUACAACAU
This is a messenger RNA of Dentiscutata heterogama, 730 nucleotides long. The record is from the annotation of a GenBank genome assembly. NCBI's taxonomy places the organism in Eukaryota, Fungi, Glomeromycota, Glomeromycetes, Diversisporales, Gigasporaceae.